Molecule: messenger RNA, 3162 nt
Organism: Sander lucioperca (pikeperch)
Lineage: Eukaryota; Metazoa; Chordata; Actinopteri; Perciformes; Percidae
Product: overexpressed in colon carcinoma 1 protein homolog
Exons: 6
Coding region: 278-463 (61 amino acids)
Source: RefSeq, a predicted model, not a curated record
GUGUGUGUGUGUGUGUGUCUGUGUGUGUAUGUGUAUGUGUGUGUAUAAAAGCCUCUCUCUCCAUGCUUUCACUUCAGUCUCAGUGCAAGACUGAAGAGAGGGGAGGGGGACACGACCAAAGGAGAUCCCUGUGUUACAGUGGGAGACAUUUCUUUGACCUUCUUCCUCACUUUCUCCCCCCUCUCCCAAUGUGUUUUGGGUUUCCGUCCUUUCCUCCUCCUCCGUCUUCUUCUUAAGCAUCUCUGCUCUGCUUGGACGGUGGCUGCAUCGAUGCAAAAUGGGUUGUGGCAAUUCCUCAGCCACCAACACCUCAGAAGGGCCAGCAGAAGUGUCCAAGGAUGUGACAGAAGAUCCUUUGGGAGAUGAUGAGAAAAGAAGGAACUAUGGUGGCGUAUAUGUAGGUCUACCAGCAGACCUGACCACUGUGGCUGCCAGUCAGUCCAAGUCCACAUGUAAAGACUAGCAGAUACUGAAGGGAACACAACACAGGAUCCUGCAUAUUCAUUCAGCUACAGACACUCGUAUUACAAGCAGAGAGCAUGUAAAUGCUCCUAUUCUGGCUCACCACACACUGAAUAAUAUCUCAGGCUUUAACACUGUCAUUAAGCGAGGAUGUGGACAGCUUGCCGGGGAUCUGAGGACGCUGCCUCAUGGAGUCAUGGGUGGCACAGUGACACAGGGACGCACAGCAGAGGUCUGCAUACGGCAUCCAUCAUCACCCUUCACUCUGCAAAACAAAUAAAUAAAAAAUGUGGGCAUCGGAGCAGACAAACAUCCACCCUGUGACUGGCUGUGGGUGGCAGCAACGGGCAUUGUGACAGCCAUCUUGGCUUCUCGGUGACGGCACUGGAACGUUCUCUUUCUUUCUCAGGAGGAGAAAGGGGACCCAGCCAAAUAACUAACUAACUGUCUGGGACACAGACACAGACACACACACACACAUUCCCAACAGCCCUCUGCAAUAAUAAUCACUGCUCAGUUAUUUCUCUCAGAAGCCAUCAAUGAUUCAUUGUGUGGCAGAGGCAGAGAGUUAGAGAGACCGAGAGAAAUCGGAGUUUCGCAGAAAGCAGCAAACACAUUCCUGUUAAUGCAUCAGAGAACAGAGGGGUUAUUGAAAAUAUAAUUGAUUUCAAUCAGGGACCUGCUGCAACUAAAGAGUCAGAAAAUUACAUUGUUUUUAAUGAUGAGUCUAAAUGUUAAUAACUAAGUUAUAUCAAGAGUGUUUUAAUCAAUGUCCAAAAUGUCCUGGGUGCAUCAACCAGGUCGUACCUGGUGUCGACACUUAACUUGUGCCCCAGACUGAUUGUGUAACAUCAGCAUAUGAGUCAUGAUACUUAGAUGAUCUCUCUCUCGCCCUCAUGCUCUCUGCAGCAUGUUGUUUUCCCCCUGAAGAGCUCUGAUUCUAGUGCUUCUGGGUAAUUCACACAGCUCUUGCAAUCUUUCUCGGAAGUCACACAGUUUGUUUGUAUCAAACAACAUGAAAUGCGAUCUAUUGUGAAACAGCAAAAACAAAAAACGCCUCAUUAAAUUAUGUUCGGUUGCAAAAAAUUGUCAAAAAGGAAACAUUUUAAGACAGGCAGAGGUGGUGGUUGUGUUGUAUCGUUCCUCAUUUUUCUUACAGUUUAUUGACUUUGUUUUGUAACUGAUUCUAUUACAAUCUAUUUUAUAAAUGAUCUAUCACACUUUAUUCUGAACUUUGUUCUUCUGUAUGUAAUCCUUGAAGGAUAAAGCUGGUGCUUUGCUGUAUUUUUCUUAUUGUCAACAAGUCCCAUGAAAACACUAUAUAUAUAAAUCCCCACAGGCCUGGGAGCCUGAGGGUUCUGCGCAGUAUUUGGUGAAGCCACUCCCCCAGUUUGGGGGUUACAGCCCUGAGUGCUCCGAUUACCAUUGGAACCACUGUUGCCUUCACAUUCCACAUCUUCUUUAGCUCCGAUUUAAGCCCUUGGUAUAUUUCAUGCCUCUCAUGUUCCUUCUUCUUGAUGUUGCUGCUACAUCUAUCACAACUACCUCUGGUAUGGACAGUUUGGCGCUUUCCUCAUCCCUCCGAUCUUGAUCUUAGCUUCUAGCCGCCUUCUCCAUGCAGGGUACUAUGUUCAUCUUGUAGCCAAGCAUCUCACUAGAGAUGCUUGGCUGUGUAUAUCAGCUUGUUGUUUUCAGUGAAAACAUCUUCAUCACAUCACAUCUUCUAGGGUACUCUUUCUCUUAGCCUUGUUAAUCGACCAGGUGGUCUCCAGGUAUCCAGCUCACUUAUGAUCAUCUCUCUCAAGUCAGCUGCCCUUGUGUUUCAGCUGCCCUUUACUUUCAGCUGCCCUUGUGUUAAGCCUGUCUUUUCUUGGGGCUUGGUACCCAACCUCGGAUUGUAGGGGGGAUGACAUCCCCCUGCUGACCUUGCGUCCUGUCCUUGUUGACACGGGCGAUGUCCGAUCCGGUAUGACUCUCCUGUUUGGGGUUUUGGUUUUCUGUGGCACUCAGCACCAAGCCCAUUCUUCCCACUGAAGAAAAAAGUCAAGGUAAAAACAUAUUAAAUAUAUAUUGUUACAUUUUUUUAAUUAUUAUUUUCCCAGGCACUGUAGUUUUUAGCAAAUGUACCUUAAACAGUAGUCAGGAGAAUAAUGCAUUUGUUGGGGACUAUUUUCAGCUGCGGAUUAAUACACAUUUGGUGCUCUAAUGAGUAUUCACUCGCAGCAAGACAGUGUAUAUGGGACUACAAAUCAUCUACAAUGCCCAUCAUGAAGGAAAAUGUCACCUACCACAACUGUGGCUGUAUAUUUGUAAGAAGGAUCAAUUCAUUGUUGUAGGCUUUUUCCCAUGGAAUCUGUUGACAAUCAGAAAACUAUAGAAUAUCACCAGCACAGAGUCCCCAUGAAAAAACACAUUACAGCUGGGUGGGCAUUAAGGGCCAAGGUCAUUUGUCAGCCAGGCUCUUGACAGCUCUCUCUAAUGAAUGUACAACAUCCUCCACUCCCCAGGGCCCUAGACGAGGGUGGAAAUAGGCCAACUUUAAACACUUGAGAUUCAAGAGAUGUUCUUUCCGCAUUACACAAAACGCUUUCCAUGCCUGUGUGUUUGUGUAGGCUUGACUGCCCAGUCGCAUAAAAACAGGGACUUCUUUCACCAUGCCUGAACACAAGCUUACUGUUUACUGUUCCUGUCUAUUUCUUU